AUGGACCGCAUAUCUCAGGCAGAGGAACACGAGCGAUGGCUCCAAGAGAUAAGAGGACAGUCAAGCGAUCGGCAUCUCCGUGUUGUGCAGGAGGACCUAGCACGUGAUCUCAUUGGCGCUCUGUACGAUCAAGCCUUUGACAUGGUCAAUGAUCGCUGCGCUACCAACGUCACGCUGGUCGUGGAUAUCAAUGGCCCUGGUCAGAUCUUCCAUGGCCUAGAAGAGAUCGCAGACUACUUCGAGAGGAACCAAGGCCUCUUGUUGAUAAAGAUGGCCAUUGUCGAUCGCUUCCGCGUAACCUGCCCCCUCGAGUUCUUUUCGGACCGCGACGAAAUUGGAGAAGCCUACAAGCAACGCAGAUUGAUCAUCAUAGACAUGAACAACGAUCACAAGGUCAUUCGUAUCGAGAUGAGACCUGUUGGUCCCAAGGAGGCAUUCGAUCCGGAUGCGCUGAUUCCGCGACGUUGUUCAACGUUCGAUGUUGACAACUCUCUUUGA
Messenger RNA from Colletotrichum paranaense, 498 nucleotides. RefSeq lists its product as uncharacterized. NCBI's taxonomy places the organism in Eukaryota, Fungi, Ascomycota, Sordariomycetes, Glomerellales, Glomerellaceae. The transcript has a single exon. The record is from RefSeq and is a predicted model, not a curated record. Bases 1 to 498 code for a protein of 165 amino acids.